Toxorhynchites rutilus septentrionalis is the source of this 1488-nucleotide messenger RNA. It is a transcript of the gene Kr-h2, whose product is annotated as Krueppel homolog 2. The transcript is spliced from 5 exons. Lineage: Eukaryota; Metazoa; Arthropoda; Insecta; Diptera; Culicidae. The record is from RefSeq and is a predicted model, not a curated record. Gene Ontology annotation, biological process: endoplasmic reticulum tubular network organization; membrane organization. Gene Ontology annotation, cellular component: membrane; endoplasmic reticulum. The coding region runs from base 233 to 1000 and encodes 255 amino acids.
CUUUCACUUUUUGCUGUGUGAUGUUGGAAGUAGCAAAAUUACUACAUCUUUUUCCUUACCUGACCAAUUUGUGAGUCCAUUUCAGUAAAUCAUCCACAGUAGUGAGCGUAUUCCGGAGCAAACGCUAUCAGAAUCAGUUGUAGUGCCGUGUAUGCGUGAUAAUUGCUUUUCGCUUUUCUUCAAAGUGAAUUGGCGCAACCAAAAACGCGGAUUAUAAGAGCAGUCUAGCAUUAUGAGUGAUACGCAGUCACGAGAUCAGCCACGUGGAGUGGAUGCACUCAAACAGCACGUUAUUCUCAACAAAAUCGACACAGCGCUCUGGGCCUCCCGUGUGUUGACCGUCAUCUUCACAAUCGGAUAUGUUAUUCCAAUAUUCGGAAAUCCAACCAAUGCAUACUACAAAGUAUUAAUGGCCAAUGCAGCCACAAGUGCACUUCGUCUACAUCAGCGCAUGCCUGCGUUUCAGCUGUCCCGAGCCUACCUGCAACAGCUGCUGCUUGAAGAUUCCUGCCACUAUCUGUUGUACUCACUGAUAUUCCUGUACGCCUAUCCGGUACUGCUGAUAAUUUUCCCAGUGUCAUUAUUCGCAGUCCUGCACUCUGCCAGCUACUCGCUCACAUUGUUGGAUACCCUUGGACAGAACUCGUGGUGGGGUGCAAGAUUAUUGAUCUCGCUGGUCGAGUUCCAAACUAGAAACAUUCUGCGAUUGGCAGCCUUCGCGGAAAUCUUUAUCAUGCCGCUGGCAGUUGUAUUACUAUUCUUGGGCAGAGCCAGUCUCAUUACUCCACUGAUAUACUACCAGUUCCUGGUACUGCGCUACUCGUCGCGUCGCAAUCCCUACACCAGAAAUGUAUUCCACGAGCUACGUCUCGUGGCGGAAAACUUCGCUAACGGUGCUCGCACCCCACCAGUUAUCCGUAAGGUGCUCCAGGGAAGCAUUGGCUUCGUUAGUCGGUUGGCGCCACCGAUGCAACAACAGCAGCAGCAGCAGUCACAGUAAUGUGACAAACGUUAAAGAGUCAAAAGCUAAUUAUUUAUAAGGAACAUGGGAGAAUUUUCAUUUCGCAAUAACAUUUACACCACAAGCACCACAUCUUCAUGCAGAUGGAAGGCAACUUCGCCCGGACAUCGCGAAAAAAAAGACAAAUCAACUAAUGAUAAAUUACCAUCAAUUGCAUCAAAAAAUCACAACUGGGAGUGUGUUAUUAUUUCAUACUAAAAUCUGGAAUAGGAUUUUGGACGGUAUUAAAGGUAAAUGUAACAAACCGGAGGCAGUUAGAAUGUAACGAACAGUGUCACAAGUUGUUGAAUAAGGAGCAAUAAUGCCGAUUCGUUUGAAGUUCGCGUAAACUCGGGGAACAGUUUUAUAAUAUCCCCGAGUCAUUCGCACGAGUGAAUUAAUCUGUUUUAAUACUGUACGUAUUAGUGAGACCAAUAAGACGAGAAACGUAGAGUAAUUGGUAAUAUAUGUUUCUAAAUAAGUUUAAA